GAAGUCGACGAGCAACGGAAAGAAACAGGAAGAAGACGAAGAAGACGGAAUCGGCACCACAAUGGCUUCGGUUAGGAGACUAAGCAAGGAACUUGAUGACAUCCGCAAGUCUGGGAUGAAGAAUUUCUGCAACAUUCAAGUGGAUGAAUCGAAUAUUUUGAGCUGGCAGGGGCUCAUUGUUCCUGAUUGUCCUCCAUAUGACAAAGGAGCCUUCCGGAUUGAGCUCAUCUUCCCUGCGGAGUAUCCCUUCAAGCCACCCAAGAUCACUUUCAAGACAAAAAUCUACCAUCCCAACGUCGACGAGAAGGGCCAGGUCUGCCUGCCGAUCAUCAGUGUGGAGAACUGGAAGCCAGCCACGAGAACUGACCAAGUGAUCGAUAGCCUCAUUAAUCUGGUGAGCUCCCCUCAGCCGGAGCAUCCCCUGAGGGCCGACCUGGCGGAGGAAUACAGUAAAGACCGUGCAAAAUUCAUGAAGAAUGCCGAGGAGUUCACAAAGAAACACAGUGAAAAGCGACCCGUUGACUGACGACACAACACUGGCGCUCGCGGCUGUCGGCCUCCUUUCUGUUUCCUGUCUAAAGAGGCCACCCUGACUCUCUGUUCUUAUCCCCAAACGACACAGAGAUGCCCUGUUCUCGCGUUCGUGCAUUGUUUUAGCACUCUCCAACCACUCCUUAAUAGAGGUUUGUGUUUCUGUUUUCACUUUUGCCAAAAAAAGGAAAAAAAAAAAAGCAGGACUUUUUGGUGAAUAGGCAGGCUCUGGCCUCUAGGUGUCAGCUUUUGGUUGUUUUGACUUUCUACUGAUUUCUUUUUAGAAAAAAUAAGAAAAUUAUCAGAGGUUGGCAUCCUGGAAAGUAAAAUAUAAAAAAUAAAAAAAAAAUGCUGCUCUGCUUACUUAAAUGUCAAAUGUUUUCUCAGAUUAAUCUAGCUUUUGCAAACCUGUUUACAGCUGUUUGAAGCUUUGUUUUCAAGAGUUAACAAAAAUGCACAGCACAUAAUGCUGUUGAUUCUGUCGUUCCCUUUACUUUCCUUUGGCUUUCAGAUACACUGUACUUUGUGAACUCACCUGUUGCAGUACAUUGAAAUUAAAGUUUGUUACUGAUGCAGAAUUCCACAUUUAAACACAGAAAUGUAUGAAAAUGCAACAACAUUCACGUGUCCUUUGAAAUGUUUUUGUAUUUUGAGGUGUUGGGGAAAAGUCUCAUCUGAUUAAAAUCCGUCCACGAC
Messenger RNA from Chelmon rostratus (copperband butterflyfish), 1227 nucleotides. RefSeq names its product ubiquitin-conjugating enzyme E2 L3-like. Lineage: Eukaryota; Metazoa; Chordata; Actinopteri; Chaetodontiformes; Chaetodontidae. The record is from RefSeq and is a predicted model, not a curated record. The coding region runs from base 62 to 526 and encodes 154 amino acids. The transcript is spliced from 4 exons.